UGGCUCCUUUGAAUGUAAUCGAGAAACAUGAUUGCUUGAAUUUGAAAGGCAUCAGCACCGCCAGUUUGAAAGCGUAUUGUACAUCCAGCAUUCAUAGCUAGAACCAGUGCAACUAACAACCGCAAGAAGACGAAGUUGAAGGAAACUUCAGCAAUGGAGGAUUACUUGAAGAUAGAGAAAAUUGGGGAGGGUACCUAUGGUGUCGUGUACAAGGGUAAGCACAGGACUACAGGCCAGGUGGUGGCCAUGAAAAAGAUUAGGUUGGAGAGUGAAGAGGAAGGAGUUCCCAGUACAGCUGUUAGAGAAAUCUCAUUGCUCAAGGAACUUCAACAUCCCAAUGUUGUGUGCCUUUUGGAUGUCCUGAUGCAAGAUUCAAGGCUCUACCUCAUCUUUGAAUUCCUGUCCAUGGAUUUAAAGAAAUACCUGGAUUCCAUACCGUCUGGUCAGUACAUGGACCCUAUGCUUGUGAAGAGCUACUUGUACCAGAUUUUGGAAGGAAUACUGUUUUGCCACUGCAGAAGAGUCCUUCACAGAGACUUGAAGCCCCAGAAUCUGCUGAUAGACAACAAAGGCGUGAUAAAGCUGGCUGACUUUGGGCUGGCCCGGGCCUUCGGCGUUCCAGUGCGGGUUUACACUCACGAGGUGGUGACGCUGUGGUACAGGGCGCCCGAGGUGCUGCUGGGAGCCUCCCGCUACUCCACCCCGGUAGACGUGUGGAGCAUCGGGACCAUCUUCGCCGAGCUGGCCGUCAAGAAGCCGCUGUUUCACGGCGAUUCCGAGAUCGAUCAGCUCUUUAGGAUUUUCAGGACUCUGGGGACUCCUAACAAUGACGUUUGGCCGGAAGUGGAAUCCCUGCCAGAUUAUAAGAGUACAUUUCCGAAGUGGAAGGCGGGCAACCUUUCUUCAUCGGUGAAGAAUCUGGAUGACGAUGGCAUCAAUCUGUUGUCGAAAAUGCUCAUCUAUGACCCUCCAAAGAGAAUCUCGGCAAGGCAAGCGAUGAGCCACCCCUACUUUGAUGACCUUGACAAGAGGACCCUCCCAGCCAGCAAAUUCUGAGAACCCUGACCCUGAACCAAUAUUAGCACAUAAUUAUGCAUUUGUAUUCAUUUCUGUGUGUUGUCGAGUCUCUUUGUGUUACAUAUUCAUGUAUCUCACUAUACUCUCACCGAGUUCCUCUCCUAUUGGUCUUAAUGUGUUCUGUAAAUAGUGUUGAAGAUCUUGGCUCAAUAUUGUGUAUAAUACCACCAGACAAAUACAGAAAGACAGGUGUUUGUAUAUGUAUAUAAAUUUAAAAUUAAAGGGCUUUUUUGAGCUUCCAUUUAUUAA
This is a messenger RNA of Conger conger (European conger), 1326 nucleotides long. It is a transcript of the gene cdk1, whose product is annotated as cyclin dependent kinase 1. Gene Ontology annotation, cellular component: nucleus. The record is from RefSeq and is a predicted model, not a curated record. The transcript has 8 exons. Bases 154 to 1056 code for a protein of 300 amino acids. Gene Ontology annotation, biological process: G2/M transition of mitotic cell cycle; mitotic G2 DNA damage checkpoint signaling; protein phosphorylation. Gene Ontology annotation, molecular function: cyclin-dependent protein serine/threonine kinase activity; RNA polymerase II CTD heptapeptide repeat kinase activity; ATP binding. Lineage: Eukaryota; Metazoa; Chordata; Actinopteri; Anguilliformes; Congridae.